This is a messenger RNA of Capsicum annuum, 3753 nucleotides long. Its product is annotated as aspartic proteinase 36. Gene Ontology annotation, molecular function: aspartic-type endopeptidase activity. Bases 598 to 1833 code for a protein of 411 amino acids. The record is from RefSeq and is a predicted model, not a curated record. The transcript has 9 exons. Lineage: Eukaryota; Viridiplantae; Streptophyta; Magnoliopsida; Solanales; Solanaceae. Gene Ontology annotation, biological process: proteolysis.
CAAACAAAGAAAAUACAUGCAAUUGUGUCUCUUCUCCUUCCCUUUCACUCUUCACUUUCAAUUUUUAGCAAUUAGCACCAUAAGUACUCCAUUAUUGAAAACCCAAACAAACCACCCAAACUUCCAAAUUCCAUUUUUGUCCUUUUGUUAGGCCAAUUCCUUUUUUCUUUUUUUGGUUACAUUUUCUGAUACAUCUUUUUUGCUAUUAAUUUCAAAAGACAAAAAAAAAAAGCAUUUGGGGUUAGUAAUUUUAGUAUUUGAGAAUUACCCAGAAUGACAAAAUUCAAUUUUUAGCACCAUAAAUUUCCAUUUUUAAGAACACCAAGAGCCCCCAAAAAAAUUUGUUUUUUUAAUUUACAUUUUCUGAUCAUCUUUUUUGCUAAAUUUUUCAAAAAAUACCAAGGUGGGGUUAGUAAUUUCAGUAUUUUGGAAAUACCCAGAAUGGAAAAAUUCAAUUUUUUAGCACUAUAAAACUCCAAGAACCCUGUUUUUUAUUUGAAAAAAAAAAAAACAUUUUCUGAUCAUCUUUUGCUUGUUAUUAAUUUCAAAAAAUAGCAAGUUGGGGUUAGUAAUUUCAGUAUUUAGGAAGUACCCAGAAUGGCAAAAUUUGAUCUUGGUUAUAUUUGGCUAUUAUUUGUAAUUGUUAUGCUUGUUUGGAGUAGUGUAAAUGUGAAAGGUGAAGGAGUGAUUAAAGUGAAUUAUAAAUUUUAUGGAUUAGAAAGGAAUUUGAGUGCCCUAAAAGCUCAUGAUGAAAUGCGUCAUCUUCAAAUUCUUGCUGGUAUUGAUCUUCCUAUAGGUGGAGAUGGCCGUCUUGAUUCCGUUGGGCUUUACUAUACUAAGAUUGGGAUUGGAACACCUCCAAAUAAUUUUACUGUUCAAGUGGAUACAGGAAGUGACGUAAUGUGGGUUAAUUGCAUUUCAUGUCAACGAUGCCCCAGAAGAGGAUAUGGUGGUAUGGAGCUAACACGAUACAAUCCAAAGGAUUCUCUCACUGGUAAACUCAUUCUUUGUGGUCAAUCAUUUUGCAAAGAUGUCAACAGAGGUUCACUACCAGGCUGCUUUGGUAAUGGUUCUUGUACUUAUGCACGACAUUACGGAGAUGGAAGCUACAGCACGGGCUUUUUAGUAGAGGAUGUUGUCCAAUAUGAUCUGGUAUCAGGUGAUCUCCAAACUGAGCCAGCAAAUCGGAGUGUUAUUUUUGGGUGUGGUGCUCAACAAUAUGGCAAUCUGAUUUCCCCUGAUGAAGCUUUUGAUGGGAUUCUUGGAUUUGGGAAAUCAAACUCAUCCAUACUUUCCCAGCUGGUUUCAUCUGGAAAAGUGAAAAAUAUGUUCGCUCACUGCUUAGAUAGUGUAAAUGGUGGCGGUAUUUUUGCCAUUGGGAAUGUUGUGCAACCAGAAGUGAACAUGACUCCUAUGGUACCUAACCAGCCACAUUACAGUGUCAAUAUGAUGGCGGUUGAAGUUGGCCAUCAGUUUCUAAACCUGUCUGUUGAUGUAUUUAUGAAUGGAGAGAGCAAUGGAGUAAUUAUUGAUACUGGAUUAACAUUGGCUUAUCUUCCUGAGGUGAUUUAUAGUCCGCUGGUGAGAAAGAUACUCUCCUGGCAACCUUAUCUGAAAUUGCAUCAUGAUGAGUAUACAUGCUUUGAAUACUCUGGGAGUGUUGAUGAUGGAUUCCCUCAAGUCACUUUUCAUUUCCAAAAUUCCCUAUCUUUAAGAGUUAGACCCCGCGAGUAUCUGCUCCCAUCUGAUGAUUUACUUUGCAUUGGAUGGCAAAACAGUGGUAAUCAAUCAAGGGACAUUUGGAACCGCACAGUUUUCGGAGGACCAUUAUAACGAAACAUUCACCGCCACUACAAUUGAGAAAUUGCCAGCUCAGUAUACAUUUGACUUGGAAAACAUUCCAGAAAAUAGUUUACUGUCUAUAUCAUUUUCGAUGAAGCUAGAAGUAUUUGCAUCUUUAGUUGAGGUCUAAUACACGUAAAGUUGCCAUCACUGAAUCAUGCAGCUGAAUGGGUCCUCCUAGACCCCAUUGUUACAAAGUUUACUGAGGGCAUUAUAUUAGCUGCAUCCUAUCACCAAGAAAGACACGUAAAAGAGAAAGUAGACAUAUCUGAUCUCUACAGGGUUUUGGGAAGAGAGAGAUGCUGUUUUCUUUCUUUCUUUUGUGGCAUUACAUUCUGGAUUGGGGAGUUUAGACAAAACUGAUUGGAGAUAGGCAAGUUGAAUGUGAUUAGGUUGGCAGGAAUUACGAGAUUGAGAGCACUAAGGAGUCAUUACAAAUACGUAUUUUAGGACAUAAUCCAUCAGGAUUCAAGUCUGCAUUUGAACGGUAUCAAUUCAUUUUACAGCUAAACAGGUAAAGAGGAUCUGGUUAUGAACUUGAAAUCGUCUGAGAAAUCCUUCCAUGCAAAUGCUCCUUAAAUUAAUAGAUGUUUUCUGUGUGCGGAGGAUUCUAGAAUCAGCUGUGCACUUGUUUCUUCAUUGUAAAUUUUCUUGGGAGCUUUUCUUGAGUAUCUGUGGUAUAUCUUGGGCAAUUUCUAACUGCAUAAGAAGUGUUGACAAGGACAGCGGAUGCAUGACGGCUUGAAGCUGAUCUGAAACACUAAUCCUAGAUGCAUUUUCUGGACUUUAUGGUUGGAAAGGAAUAGAGUUUGCUUCGAAAGAAAAAGAGAGACCAUAUUUCUAGAUCAAGAAUAAGUGCUAACAUAAUCUUUUCUUGUGGUGUAAUAGUAGUUCUAUUGUAAACAUGAAGCAGUAUAUAGAUUCCGUGGACUUGUUAGGACUUAGGAGGCAGACUGUAGGAUCAGUCUUGAAGUCAUAUACGUUUUGUCCUGUACUUCUGUUGUUUUGCAAUGUUCAUACCAUCUCGGUACAUUGAUUAAUAAAACCUAUACCAUUUCAAAAAGAAAAAAAUCUGUCUUAGGGAAACUUAAGUAUGUUUUUAUUGUUACAGUGGGUAGCUGACGAGUACAGACCGUAAUCAAUAUAUGUGUCCUUUGCUGUCUACCUUUUCCUUUUCUUUUUCUUUUAAUUGAAAUUAACCGGACCAACAAUGGGCUGAAUCUCUGUGAAUUGUGCACCCUCUGCUGUCUGUAGUUAUUUCUUCUUUCGUUCCUCGUGACCUUUAUUAUGAACAUCCUUCUUAGCACCCAUUUGAUCUAUCCCAGUGGCCCAAACCAUCUGAAAGCACCCUAAGUUAAUGGGAGAAUUUAUGCUUAGUUCAGUAUGUGUGUGUGUGUUCUGCUGAAUUGGUAUUUGCUGUCAAAUUGUAUCGUUUCUUUUAGGUUAGCUGGCAAAGAUUAUGACAGCAAUAUCACUUGUUUGUUUCAUGGUUUAUAUGUUAUUCAUAAUAAUUGAGUGAUGGAAAUUCAACACACACAGAGCAUUUGAGAGCUAAAUUUUUGUGCCUUGGAGGAAGUGGCAACUAUUUUUAUCCCAAACAAGUGUUAUUUUGCAAAAGAGGGGCUAUAAUUAAAUAAAAUAUCUUGACACGAUUUUAUUUAAAUAAUUUUCUUAAAUGUAAGUUUCUCUGUUUGAAAAAUGUGCACUUAGCACUUUGGAUAACAAGUGGGAGUGCUAUGCGACCACGUUUUGAUGAUUUACGCCCAAAUUCUCUUUCCAGCUCAGCUCUUCUAAUACUGUUUGAAUUGGUCAAUUGCUAUGAUGAUGCUGAUUAAAAGUUUAUCUGAAUUCUUUCAAUGACAUUGUAUGUUUACUAUUUGAUGUCUCAUUUCUUCUAAAGCGUUGGAGGUA